Molecule: messenger RNA, 8845 nt
Organism: Stegostoma tigrinum
Lineage: Eukaryota; Metazoa; Chordata; Chondrichthyes; Orectolobiformes; Stegostomatidae
Gene: ro60
Product: Ro60, Y RNA binding protein
Exons: 11
Coding region: 570-2195 (541 amino acids)
Cellular component (GO): ribonucleoprotein complex
Molecular function (GO): RNA binding
Source: RefSeq, a predicted model, not a curated record
UGUUGCUGUGGUAACGGGCGGCAGUGAGUGUGAGGGACAGGGGAGAGACAUAGAGGGAAAAAUACGGAUAGAGGGUGGUAGGGAUACACCGGGAGCUGAGUGUAUGCUGUUAUCUGACACAUUCCAACGGUAGGGAUCGCGGUAUGGAGAUUACUUGCUCCACCAUAAAUGCCCAUGGCUGGAUACUAAAUCUGUGGUAAUGAAAUGGAAUCAUUGCUCUUCACGGAUUUUAACGUGUUGAUUUUCCCAGACUUGAAGUUUGGGGAUCUAUCAACAUAAAAAUAGCUAAUUAAGCCAGACUCUGGUCCUGAUCCGAACCACCAAUUUAUCAAUCAGAAGCAGAAUGAGACAACAUCCAAUAGCCAGUGCUCAUUGAUCUGAUCUUGCAUGGGACGCAGCAUACCAUUGUACAUCCUGAAAUAUCUCAAAAUGAUGCAGGGGACAACCCUUAAUAUUAUGAAAAGGCAGAUCUUCCCAGAAUUAAAACAAAUUGCUCAGUGGUUAGAACUCCUUUGGGUUUGAACACUGUGUAGUGUUGGUGUAUCACAGAUGGACUCAAAACUGUUAAAAUGUCGUCAGAAUCUGAAGUACACCAGACAGAGCUAUUGAAUGAACAGCAUGUAACAAAGUCUGAAAGUAGUUCCAUGUGGCAAGUGACCGACAUGACCCGUCUGCGCCGAUUUCUCUGUUUUGGUUCUGAGGGUGGGACGUACUACAGCAGUGAGGAAAAACUUAAGAAAGAAAAUGCUCAGGCCAUAAUGAGAUUAAUAGAAGAAGGUAAAGGAACUGAGGUUGUCCAUGAAAUAAAGACUUUUGGUAACGAAGGCAAAACAGUCACGCAAGAACCUAUUUUGUUUGCUUUGGCUGUUUGCACACAGUGCUCAGAUGCUUCCACAAAACAAGCUGCAUACAAAGUUCUGGCUGAAAUCUGUCGCAUUCCAACCCAUCUAUUCACGUAUAUUCAGUUUAGAAAGGAUCUCAGUGGAGGGAUGAAAUGUGGUAUAUGGGGAAGAGCCCUGAGGAAAGCAGUGGCAAACUGGUACAACAGUAAAGAUGGGAUGACUAUCGCUAUGGCAGUUACGAAAUGUAAGCGGAGAACAGGAUGGUCACAUAAAGACUUGCUUCGGUUGUCACAUUUGAAGCCAGCUAAUGAAGAUCUCACUUUGGUCACUAAGUAUAUUAUGAAAGGUUGGAAGGAGGUAGAAGAAACCUACAAGGAUAAAGACAACUCUGAUGGAAUCCAGCGGUUAUUGAAGUACUUCGAAGUUUUGGAGAGAGUAAAAAUUACCCGAGAUGAGCAUGAAGUUGCUCGACUUAUUGAAGAGUACAGGUUGGUCAGGGAACACCUACUGACUAAUCAUCUGAAGUCACAGGAGGUGUGGAGGGCAUUAUUGAAGGAUAUGCCAGUUAUUACAAUGCUUAAAAAUUUGGGAAAAAUGACUACAGACUCUAUUCUUAAACCAGAAAGUGGAGAGGUUACCGUGGUGUGUGAAAGAUUGAACAAUGAUACUAUCUUAAAGAAGGCUGGAAUCCAUCCAUUUCACAUUUUGGUGGCUCUAGAAACAUACAAGGGAGGAAAAGGAAACCGAGGAAAGCUAAAGUGGCAUCCUGAUCCAGAAAUUUUAUUAGCUCUUGAUAAAGCAUUUUAUAAAGCUUUCAAGAAUGUGGAACCAACUGGAAGGCGAUUUGUUUUGGCCUUAGAUGUCAGCACUUCCAUGUGCACUCAGGUUCUAGGAUGCAGAGCACUUUAUGCUUAUAGUGUUGCUGCAGCUAUGGCAAUGGUAGUUGCACGCACAGAGACCAAUUUUACAAUAGUUGCUUUCUCUGAUGAAAUUGUUCCAUUACACAUCACUUCAGAAAUGACAAUGGAUGAAGUAUUUACUGCCAUGCGUGCGGUUCCCUUUGGUGCCACGGACUGUGCUCUCCCCAUGUUAUGGGCUAAUAAGACAAAAACUGUUGCAGACGUGUUCCUUGUCUUUACUGAUAAUGAGACAUAUUAUGGAAAUACGCAUCCAGUAGAUGCUUUAAGAGAAUACAGAAAGAACAUGGGCCUUCCUGCCAAAUUGAUUGUCUGUGGAUUGGCUUCUAAUGGUUUCACCAUUGCCGACCCGGACGACAAAGGCAUGCUGGAUAUUUGUGGCUUUGACUCUGGGGCUCUGGACGUCAUUCAAAACUUUGCAUUGGAUUUGAUUUAAAUAUUGGAAGAAAUCAUUGAAUUAUUUAGUCAGAAAGUAAUUACUCAUCAGGUUUCUAGGACUGCAUAAAUGAAACACACACGUUAUGGAUUGCUAAGUUCUUGGUAGAGUGCCUGUUUGAAUUAACAAGACACUAUAAAUGGCAUGAUCUGUAAUUGGAUUUCAAGAAUGUUCUGCCACAGCAAAUUGUUUUAAUUAUAGUUUGCUUUUGGCUGUCUGCUGUGGAAGCAUUUAUAAUCUCAACGAGAAACAUCUAAGUAGAGCAGCAACCGAAGUUGUGCUCUUUUCGUUUUCAUUCAAUGGGUUUACAUGAGACCAUACUGACAGUAAAUAGAUUAUAUAAAAUAGUGGAGAACUAUUUUUUGAAUUAUAAUCUUUUACUGUGAACAAGUUGACAAGAGUUGAGAUGUUAUAAUCAUGGAGAUGGAUUUGGAUCAAGUUUUUGAGAAGAAUUAGGUCACAAGAAUAUUCUGAGACGAAAUAUUUCUGAUACAUUGUACUCUGUAGUUCUUUUAAUAGCAGUUACAUGAAAAGAAUCUAUAAAGGAUGAAAUGGGCAUUAAAGCCAGGGUGAGAAUAUAGUAAAUUAGAGUUUAUUAUAGGUGGAUUGUGAUAAAUAAAUUAGACUAUAAAUGGUAAACCUAUGUGUAAGUAUGCUACUACUUUUCCAAGUUGCUAUUAUUCAGCUGUCAGAUGGUUUUAAAGGACAGCCGUGAGUGUCAUAUCCACAAAAAUAAAUUCUCCUUAACACUCACCAGCAAUUUCUUUUCAUAUAUAUCUUAGACUUUAGUAGCUGCUGUCAGUGAGGGUUUGGCAAAAAUCAAGUUGGAGAUAUAUUGAAAAUUAAGGUAACUCAAUGAGAUGAAGUUAACAAUAAAAUAUCAUUUUGCAGGAAGUAGUGUCAUUUCAGUUUCAUGAUAGUUCACUUUAAUGACUGAUGCGUUCUCAUCUAUCUCACGUAUUAAUAAUAAUCUAGAUGGUUUUAACUGUGGAAUCCAUAGCAAACAAUGAAUUUAAGCCAGAGUAUUAGUCAUGCAGGUAACUUUGCUGUUCUGAUUCAGCCUUUUGGAUUUUGAGGGUUCAAUGCAACGUGAUCUUAAUUGAAAAUAAUAUCUAUGUCAACAGUUAGAAAUUAUCCCUGGGCUAAUGCUUCAGAAAUCUUUGGUUGUGAAGAAUCCAAUAUUUGCCAGCUGAAAUGACCUUUAUGAUUUAUGAGUGUAAGUGUGUACUUGAUGUGACGUCGAACUCCAAACCUUGCUACAGUGGUGUGUUUUUGAAAGAACAAAAUGCAAUAUUACAUUGUUUUACAUGUAAAGCAGAGGCACUGGGGGCUUGUAUGAAGAUGCUAAAAUAUCUGUAAAAUAAAAGUUGGGUUGGGAAAGCAUUAAAUGUUUCAGCAGAAUAAUCUUUUGAUAAAUCAAAACAAUCAAACCCUGAAAAUAUUGUUAAAUUUGAUUAUUUUCAAACUAGAAUCUUGUGGAAUGUUCCAUUAGGUUAUAAGCACCAUUCUUUUGGGAACUUCUUUAAAUGAUACUUUUCUUCUCCUUCUCUCCUAAAAUCAGUUCCUCUUGUAUGUUCCCUCCAAUUCCCUCCAGUACUGGAACAAAGGGAUAUUAGUUAUAUGUACAUCUGGAAAAUGUGCGUAUUCUGAUUGUUUUGUCGGGGACUUUACAGGCAAGCUUGAUUGCCAUGCCAAUUUGAUGUCUCUAUGCAUGUAUAACACUAGCAAAGGCUACCAAGCAGCACCCUUACAGUCCUAGCUAAACCAAUAAGACUAUAGACCAAGCCUUCUAUUUCCUAUUCUGUAUAAAACCCAUGGCGACGUUGUUCCAGCCUGCUUUUGUGACUAUCGAUGAAGCUAAUGGGUAAAGAAAUGGUUAAAAUGCAUACAGCACAAACUGGUAAUAUUGUUAUGGUUACAUUUCAAAUAUUGUUGUCUCAGCCUUGUACGUUUUCAUCCAAUUGUUCAAAACACUUGAUAUAGCAGUGGAGGUUGUGUGGAUAGAUGAUCUGGAAGUUUUAUGUGGAGUCACUGACUUAGUUGCCACAUGUUUUGCAGGUAGGAGUAAUUACCAAUAGUUAAUAGCCCAGCUGGUUGUCAUUAACACAUGAAAGAUGGCUUGAAGCAUUCUGUAUUUUUGUGUACUUGCUGCUUUUUGCAUGAUACAUGGUUGGUAGAAAUCACACUGAAAGGCAUGGUAACCAAUUCAGCCAGCUGUUUGAUUUAGAUCCAUCAGAACAAAUGAUACUAUCCACGAGUGAUGUUGGUAAAGAAGUGGGAAUGUGGUCAGACCUCUUACUUGUCACUACCUGACAAAAUCUGCCUGAGUACAUGCCUCCAAAGAAAAAUGACACAACAACAUGUUAAGAUGUCAUUUAACAGAUUGGGUCCAAAGCAUUGCAUUGGAGCAGGUAGACCCUUGAAGAUCUAGUGAAAAUUGUGCUGAGGAAAUGUAAAAAGUGAGCGACUAUUGGAAUAAAGAACUUCAUAAUUUAAGCCUUGAAAGAUGACCAAGUACUGUCAUGGUAUUUUAGAAUAAAACUGCAACUGGAUUUCAUUGCACAACUGACAUGAAAUAAUUAGAUAGAAAAUGACUGAGAAAUUACUGGGUUUAAAAGCCAAUAAUAUUCCCCAGACACGCAGGGCUCUUGGGAGUUUUAAGUGUCUGCAGAGAUGGUGAUAUGUUAGUUUUGAUCUUCCAAAAGUCCCCGAAAGGUAGAAGCAGUCCCUGUGGUUUGGAAGGUAGAAAAUGUUAACUUCUCUAUCCAAGCAAGGAAAAAUAGAAAAAAUGUGAAAUUGUAGGUCAGUCAACCUGAUACAAUUUCUGUAGAAAAUGCUACAAUAUAGUAUUAGAGAUGUGCUAAUGGACAUUUGUAAGAUCACAGAGUGAAACCUGGCUUUUGGAAACAGUAAUCCUUUUUCCUUUCAUGGGAUGCGGGCAUCAUUGGCAAGGUCAGUAUGUGUUAGUGAUUUCUAAUUGCCCUUGAACUGAGUGGCUUGCUAGGUCAUUUCAGGCAGCAGUUAAGAGUCAAUUAUAUUGCAUUGUGUCGGGAUACGCGUGUAGGUCACAUUGGGUGACAAUUUCCUUUCCUACAGAGUGAAUGGAAUCUAUGAUUCUGUAAGUGAACCUUAAGUCAUGGUUGAAAUUGCUGAGAUUAGCUUUAUAUUUCAGAUGUAUUCAUUGAAGUUUGAUUCCACCAGCUGCAGUUGUGAUAUUUGAACCUGUGUUCCCAGAAAAUUAGCUGAACCCUCUAGAUUACCUGUCUAUCAACAUUGCUGCUACAUUACUUCCUCAUCUUAUUGCGUUUUACAACUCUGUUAGAGGUUUUGAAAGAUAACUAGCAACAUUGCUAAAGAAGCCAGUGGAUGUAGGAUAGAGAUUUUGAUGAAGCAGUUAUUAAAGUACUGUCACAAAAACAGUUGUUAGAAAUGAUUGCUGUUGGGGAAUUAGGAUUCAUAAAAUAAGAUAAAUUAGUAGAUAGAAAAUCGAGAUGGGCCUAUACAGUGUGUCAACCCAUAAGAUGCUGCAAGGACCAGUGCUUAGGCUUUAGCUGUUUACAAUCAGCAUCAGUGACUCAAAUGAGUGGAUCAAGUGUAAGAUAAGUUAGUUGAAAUAAAAAGCAGGUGGGGGGUAAGCUUCUUAACUUUUUACUUGAGAUGCAAGGAUGAUGCAAAAGGAAUUCAACUACUAAAUAUGUAAGAAAGUGGUAGAUGGAGGAUAAUGUUCUACUUUGUAUCUACUUUGGUAGGACGAGCAGAGAAGCAAAGUAUCUUUUUAAAUGUGAGACUAGUAAAUGUUGAUGGUCAGAGGAAUUUGAGUGUCACAAAGUGAAAUGCAGGAACAAGAAGAAAUUAGAAAGGCAAAUGGUAUGUACAGGUGUAAUACAUUUAUGCAGAUAUUAUACAUGCUUUAGAGAGACUCUACCUGAAGCAUUGGGUACGGUUUUGGUCUUGCCUAAAGAAGAAUUAUUCUCCUCUCAGAGGGAGAACAAUGAACAUUCAUUAGUUUAAUUUUUGAGAUGAGAGGGCUGUCCUUUGUGGAGCAAUUGAGCAGACUGGGCCUUUAUUCUCUGAAGUUUGGAAAAAUGAGAAGUGUUUUGAAAAUGAAAUUGUUCAAAACACGUAGAGGGCUUAACAAGAUAGAUUCUGAUUUAGCUGGAGAAUCUAAAACUGGGGUUCAUGAUCUCAGGAUAAGUGUUUGGCCAUUUAGGAUUGAAAUGAUUAGACAUGUAUUCUUUUAUAAUACGACGAAGAUUGAGAAAUGUCUAGCUGAGAGACCUGUUAGAUGUUCUGAUGAUGAAUGUUUACGAAACUGGAGAAUGAUAGGUUUUUGAAAGGGAUCAAGGGGACUAGUGAGAUAAUGAAGUUGAUGUAACGUUCAGCCAUUAUCUUAUUGAACGAUGGGGCUAACUCAAGUGGCUUUAUGGCCUGCUGUUUUUGGAGUUAUCGUUAUCAUUAGCAUUAGCCAAAUUAAAAUCUGUCUCAGUAAAGUGAAUUAGUGAGGGACAUAAUUAGAAGUACUUGCAUGCUGGUUGAUCAGAAAAAAUGUCCUAUUUGCAGAAUUUAAGAAAAUUUUCUGAAAAUCAACUCCAGGCAAAAGACCAUCCAGGGUCUAUGGUGCAAGGAUGUUGAUUAGGGCAGAUGUCUAAAUUACAGAGUUUCAAAGAUUUUCUUAAAAUCAAACCAACACAUGUUCAUAUUGUGUCAAUGACAGCUGCAGUAACUCAACAGUAGAAAUCUUUAUUGGUCUUGUGCUAUGGUUCAGGAGAAAAUGUUAUUACUCCAAUUUUAUUAUUAAACUGAGGAAACUGCUGCACUGGAAAAGUAAUGAAGAAAAAACAACACAGCAGCAGAGAAAGUCAGGCAUUAAUAAUAAGAAUGUUCCUGUGACUGCAUUGAACUGUCACCACCCAGCCUGAACCAAAAGAUCUCAAUAAAAUUGUUAUACAUGCUAUGAAAAGUAUACUAUGUUCUAUGCAAAUGCUCAGGUACUUGUAAUUUUAGAUACCAUGACUGUUUAAUCAAGCUCUUUACAUUCAUCUGCAAAACCAAAAUUAGACAUUUGGAGAUUUAGUUGUUUCCAAGUAAGCAACUUGCAGCAUUACAAUCUAUGUUUGAGUUUUGAUUUGACCAUUUAUGACAACAACUUGAAUUUGUGUAGCACCUUUAAGUUUAGUAAAAUAUCUCACAGGAUGCACCUCACAGGAACAUUAUCAGAACAACAGAUGCUGCAUGUAAUCUCUUGAAAGAAAAUUGAGCAUGUACGAUACAAUCUACUUUUAUACUUAAUACAACAUUUUGGAUUUUUGUCAUCUGCUUUUUGGAUUGCUCUGCUGCCUUUAUGACAACUGAUGAUCUACUUGAUUUGCACAGAAACAUAUAACAGCUUUUCCUUAGUCUUCACAUUUUUUAAAAUUUAAUAACAAUGUGCCAUCAUGGUCAACAGAUUGUGUGUGACCUUGUGAACUUCUGAGCUUGCCUACUUUUUACAGUUUUUCACUUGGUCAUUGUUUGCAGGUAUUCCUGUGCUCUUGCAUUCCAAACACUUCCUUAGGUAUACAAAUAGCCAUUUGUAAGAGUCAGAGUAUUGCUUUAAAAAUCACAUUUUCCUGAAGUGUAUAAAAUAAAAAGCUUUGACGUUUUUUUUCCAGCAAGUUUCAAAUAAUGGCUUGUUAGCUGUCUGAUUUCUGCUGAAUAAGACAAAUGAGUCGGGGGCUGGCGGGGGGAGAUCGUGGCAUCUGUGCCCGUUUUCAAAAUGAUUAGUAAGACUUUCUUUUUGGAAGUACAAACACAAGACUUUGUGCUUUUGCAAUAUUUUGAAUCUGACCAAAGUAAUAAAUAGGAUAAUAUAAUUCUUUUGUGGUUGCCACGUCUGAACAACAUAAUAUAAAAUUGCCACUGUCUGGGGAGGAGAGCUACUAUUAUUUGUGAACAAUAAGAUGCAAGUUUGUUAAUGGUUCUGCACUGACCUAUAUGUCAUCCUCAUCUAUUCUUUUGAUAUACCAGCAUAUUACUUAUACCUCAUCUUUUACAUCCUUGUGUAAAUAGCUUUGAGAGAUUGUGUGGUUUACUCAAAUCAGUUUCACAUUAGCAAGGAAAGUAACCUUUUUGUAUUUCUAGCUGAUUUAAAAGCAAGAUCAAUAGUAACCUUUUAAAUAUGACCGAUCAAGUCAUACAAUGAUUGUAGUAAAUAAUGCUGGCAUUCAGAUGGUCUUUGUAUAACAUGCAAAUUUAACUUUUAAAAUCUGUACCAUGUGGAUUGAUUAAAACAGGUAUUGCCAUUGGCAGGAUUCUCUCUACAAAACUCUAUGCAUUUUGAAUGAAAACUUCUUUAAAAAAGGGUAAAGUUGUGUCCAACUUAUUCUUGUUCAUACAAAUGUAACGUCAUACUGAACUUUGGAACUUUAUCUGUCUGUGUAUCUGAAAGCAGAAUUUACCAAGUGUCAAUUUAAAACAGGUUACUGCUGUGUCAUUUCUAGAGCUACUCUUUCCAUGGAAGUUUAUGGUUACAACUUGAAGAGGCGAUUAAUCACUAACACCACUUGUCAAAUUUAAUGUGAUGAUGCUAUAAGAAUAUGAACAUUACUGUUAACUGCCUUUAUAUCAAAUGUACACACUUUUUGUAUUCUUUAAUCCAGUUGAAAUAAAGU